AUGGCAUUUAUCAUGAACCGCGUCCAGCGGAUCAGCUCCAUUUCGGAGGCCGACUGCAAGAAAAUCGAGCAGCGGAGAAGGGCCUACAAACAGACGAGCUAUUGCUCAGUUGAUUCUACCGAUUCUGGGAUUUUGACUGAUUACGAGCCAACCGCGUCUAGACGCGAAUCAGAGAUUGUCGCUGAGGAGCGACUCGUACUCGAUCAUUUUUAUGACCUCGACAUAAGCGCGGAAAAAUUGGGACAGGUGAAAAAACUUCUACGAAAAGGCGGCUGGCCGGUCAGUCAUGAAGUGCGGCAAAAGCUGUGGACCAUCCUGUGCACGGACAAGAAUUACGACAGUAUGCGAACGGUUUACGAGCACAAACUCAGGGAGGAGACGUCAGGAGCGCAGCAUGCCAAAGUCCACCACCCAGUUUUCCUGAAGGACGAGGGAGCGGUGCACAACAGUUUUGAUCUCAAUGAAGAUGGCACGAUGAGGUUGUUGCGGCUCCUCUCGAUGAUUGAGAACGACCAUCCCACGUUGACUUCAGCACCCUUCCUCUACCCUCUCUGCGCGCUGUUGCUGCACUACAUGUCCGACGGCGAGGCGUACGCGUGCACCGAGUUUUUGCUGAGAAAGGGGUUCCUCAUCAAGUCGACGAAGGAGUGGUACGCCACGGCUCAUACGCUUUUGGCGCUCAUCAAGAAACAUAAAACAUCAACUUAUUCGUUGCUGAAAAAGCGGUGCAAUACUUCCGACGAUGCCGUGAUGGUCGAGACGAUGCGUGACUACUUGCAAUGGAUUUUCCGCGGCCUUCCACUCCCGUACGUCGUGCGCGUGUUGGACUGUUUCCUCGUCGAAGGCCAGAAAUUCUUAAUGCGUGCCGCCAUUGCUAUCGUCUACAUUUGGUCGAAGAUGCAGAAGGACGCCAACGAUGAACGCUACUCCGGAAUGGGCCAACAAGAACGCAUUCAAGCCGUCAAAGAAGACUUGCUUGCCACCGCCAGGCAGUGCCAGAUUUCCCCCGACACCUUCAUCGAAACCUGCAUCCGGAUCCGAAACCUGAAAAGCGCCACGAUUCAGCGCUACCAGGAGCACUAUGAGAAAGUGGUUGCCAACGAGGUCGAGGAGCGAGCCAGCAAAUCCCUCAGCCGCCGCCCGAAGGCCCGCCUCUUCACGGACGUUUUUCAGAGCGUGAUUGUUGACGCCGAGCAAGCCUCAUUCAUCAUGCAAUCCCUACCGCCCCGUCUCCAGCUCAGCACCCCGCAGCUCCUAUUCAGGCUCAGCAAAGACGGAGCGUCAUUUACGCAGCUGUGGAAUAAGGUCGACGAAGCCGACCAGUCGAUCAUCAUCAUCCGAUCAGUCAUGGGAGAAGUGUUCGGGGCCUACUGUAGCGCCUCGUGGUCCGAGCGGAAUGAUAGACACGAGCGGACGAGGACGAAGUACUUCGGCACCGGCGAGAGCUUCGUGUUCAGGGUGGAUAAAAAUGACAUUGCUGACCUGCCGAUCAUCUACAACUGGGUGGGGACGAGCGGGGAGCAGCCCGAUCAGGCGUGUCAGAUGUUUAUGGCGGCUGGUGAUAAAUAUCUUAUUAUCGGUUCCGGAAACGGGGACGCCAUCCGCAUCUCCGAAGAAUUGUCCAACGGCAUCACCAACGGCUCCGCCACGUUCGGAAGCCCGCCCCUCGUCGCCUCCACCGCCUUUGAGAUCCACGAGUUGGAGGUGUUCAACGUGAGCACGGCGCAG
This is a messenger RNA of Mesorhabditis spiculigera, 1728 nucleotides long. The record is from the annotation of a GenBank genome assembly. Lineage: Eukaryota; Metazoa; Nematoda; Chromadorea; Rhabditida; Rhabditidae.